This is a messenger RNA of Malassezia vespertilionis, 618 nucleotides long. RefSeq lists its product as uncharacterized. The record is from RefSeq and is a predicted model, not a curated record. Bases 1 to 618 code for a protein of 205 amino acids. The transcript is spliced from 2 exons. Lineage: Eukaryota; Fungi; Basidiomycota; Malasseziomycetes; Malasseziales; Malasseziaceae.
AUGGCGCGGCGCAAAAAGAGUGCGCCGAGAGACUUGCGCAUUCCUGAAGGAAGCGAUCCUACUCGGAGUGUGCACUACCACCCUCUAUUUAAUCCGUACGGCGCGCCUCCGCCGGGCGAGCAGUACCGCGAACGAUGUAUGUACCCGAGUUUCGAGUUUCUCACCGCAGCACCGAGUCCUGACCCGUACGCCGUGCGGCCAAAAAAGGCGCGCGAUGCAGCCGCAACGCCGCCACGCGCGACAGGCCGCGACGGCGAGACUGCGCGGCCCUCAAAGCGCGGCGCGCCCGACAGCGACGACAAGAUCGCGAUGCCGUCCAAGCGCGAUCACGUUGCAUCGCUUCAUACAGACGACAGCGACGACGAGAUCGCGAUGCCAUCGGGGCCGCCUCCCGCCGCCGCACCACAUCCAGCGCUGCCGGCCGUAGCGCCCCGCAUAAAAGCGCCCGCGCGCGCCGAAGCACACGCUGCGCCCGUCCGCUACGACACGGCGCAGCAGCCGGAGCACGAACUGCCUCUUGCCGCCCCGCUUGCUGCCGCGCCCCAGCUGCGCGACUUUAAGACGAGCGCGACGGCCUUUGUGCCUACCAGCGUCCGCAACCGCGCACGGCGAAUGUAA